AUGUCCAGUCUGCACGAGCUGCUCAACCUUCAGACUCAGCCUAUAGAUGAGAGCUACGUCGAGAAGCUCACAGCUCUUUUGAAAAGUGGUAUCCCAGCUACAUACACAAUCGAGCAGAUAGCUGCACAUGAGGCCGGCCAGGACGAUGUCCAGGAUACCGGUUCUAAUACCACACCAUUACAUACCCUGAUAAGAUCGCUUCCGGAUGUGUUCAGCGAAAAAGAAACCCAGAUAGUGCUCAAGAUGAUGGAUGUCCUGUUCGAAUUUGGUGCCGGGUGGAACUUUUUAGACUUCGAGAACAAAAGCCCCGGAGACUUACUCUUCGAAAGGGGGUUUUGCGACGGUAACGUUCUGUAUAAUCGUAUUGUUGAGGCGGGUGUGUCUGCAGAACUGCUACUAAGAAAGCUGAACGAUGACAUUGAGUUUCUCGAUGUCGAACAAGAAGACAAAGAAGAAGAGGAGGAAAUUGAAAGUGAGGUGCCUUCCUCACAAGGCAGUGUGGCUGCUGAACACGCAGAGCAACAUGAUACUGCCGAACACCAGGCUGCUUAUUUGAAGGCAGACUUGGAAUACACCGCCAACGCGUUGGUCACCAAAGAAAACAAAGACGGAGUGAUGAUGGAUUGGGAAACCGACAUCAUGCGUUUGGCCUGCGAGACUAUGUUCCAACACCAUGACGCUACGGCGGACGGACCUGUGGUGUUAAACAUCGGGUUCGGAAUGGGAAUUAUCGACACGUUUAUCCAAGACCGUCAGCCCGCUAAACACUACAUUUGUGAGGCGCACCCUGACGUUUUGAAGCACAUGCGGGAGCAGGGUUGGCACGAAAAGCCAAAUGUUGUCAUUUUGUCAGGACGCUGGCAGGAAACUCUCUCCAAACUCUUGGACGAGGGCUCUGUGUUCUUCGAUGCUAUUUACUAUGACACUUUUAGCGAACACUAUGCCGACAUGCUAGACCUAUAUGACACUAUCGUCGGCCUGAUCAAGCCCGACGGUGUCUUCUCAUUUUUUAACGGACUGGGCGCGGACAGACAAGUAUGCUACGAUGUUUACAAACGGGUAGUGGAGAUGGACGUUAAGAAUUACGGCAUGAAGUGCGAUUUUGACACGAUCCCACUGCCCAAGAAUCCUGAUUGGGAAGACGUACGGAGAUCUUAUUUUUCCUGCGACAGAUAUUAUCACCCUAAGAUUCGGUUUGCCUGA
This is a messenger RNA of Lachancea dasiensis, 1203 nucleotides long. NCBI's taxonomy places the organism in Eukaryota, Fungi, Ascomycota, Saccharomycetes, Saccharomycetales, Saccharomycetaceae. The record is from the annotation of a GenBank genome assembly.